Messenger RNA from Ascoidea rubescens DSM 1968, 3105 nucleotides. RefSeq names its product heat shock factor family protein. Gene Ontology annotation, biological process: regulation of DNA-templated transcription. Gene Ontology annotation, molecular function: DNA-binding transcription factor activity; sequence-specific DNA binding. The transcript has a single exon. Lineage: Eukaryota; Fungi; Ascomycota; Saccharomycetes; Ascoideales; Ascoideaceae. Bases 1 to 3105 code for a protein of 1034 amino acids. The record is from RefSeq and is a predicted model, not a curated record.
AUGUCCAACAAUAAUAUAAUAUCUAAUAAUCUUGAUAAUAAUAAUAAUAACAGUAAUAACAACAAUAACAAUAAUAAUAACAGAAAUCAAACUAAAACUGGUGAAAAGAAAAAAAGUGCCUUUAUUUAUAAAUUGCACUCAAUGUUGGCUGACCCACAGCUAAAUCAUCUCUUAUGGUGGACAAGAAAUGUCGAAGAUGGAACCUUCGCUCUAUGCCCCUCUUCUGAAUUUGCUGAUGCCUUAACCAGUUAUUUCAAUCACAAAAAUGUGGCAAGCUUUGUCAGACAAUUGCAUAUGUAUGGCUUCCACAAAGUUUGUGAAAGAACUUCAAAUAACCUAAAUUCAAAAAAGAAAUCUCUCUCGAUCACUUCGGCUAAUAACAAUAACGAAGACAAUGAUCCUUCUUCCACAAAUCACUCAAACAUCGCAAGCAAUCAUAAAAAUAGCAAUAACCAAAUAUGGGAAUUUCGACAUUCAAGUGGAAAAUUUAGAAAAGAUGAUGUUGAAAGUUUGUCUCAAAUAAAAAGAAAACAACCCCCUGGCUCAAAAAAUUCAAGAGCAAGAAGUAAUACUGAUCUGAUAAUUUUAUCUGCUUCUUCCAUUCAACAAAAUACAAAUAACCCUUUAUUGAUCCAGCCAAACCUCCAAAAUCAACAAUUGUACUAUCAAUCUCAACCCACAUUACAGCAACAACAACAGCAACAACUAUACUACCAACAAAGUCAACCUUUGGUUCAAUCAAAUAUCAUACCUAACCACUCUCAUAUAUACCAACCACAGUCUCAACAUCAACCCCAACACAUCCCACAACCUCCUGUGCAUCCUCAACAACUACCUCCUCCAUUACCACCACCAUCUCAAAGCCAAAUUCCCUUCAAUUACAAUGAUCUGUUACCUCCACCUCCACUUCAUCUUCAAUCGUCAACUUAUCAACCACAAGAAAAAAUGAUACCGAAAAGUCAGUCCUUAUCUUCAAAACCACCUGUAUUUUCUCAACAACCUCAAUAUCCAAUCCAGUACCAACAAUUUCAGCAGCAGCAGCAGCCACCACUGCUACUACCACUACCACCACUACCGCAGCAGCAACAACAACAAUUACAUUACAGACAACCGCUAGAACAGCAGCAAUCUCAAAUAUUAACACCUCAACACCAAAGCCAGCCUGAAUAUUUUAAAUCACACCAACCACCAGAAUUUCAGUCCCCGGCUCCAGCUCACCAAGUGAAUUCUGUUCAAUCACAAAAUCAACAAGAAUCUGAUCCAUACCAGUACUAUUCUCAAAACAAAUCUUUUCAACUGCAAGAUCAUCAAUACAAUCAAAGAAAUAGUCCAAGCAAUCAACUUCGAGAGCAAACUUACUACUCGUCUUUUCCUCCUCCACCACCACUGGCAACCAAUCAGCCUAUUGUUGAUACUUUUCAUAAAGUACGUUCAUUAUCGGAUGAAAUACACCAUGAACAAAGCUUUUUAGCAUCAGAUAUAAGCAAAUUUAAAAAUGAAGUUCGACAUACUUCAACUGAUCUUGUGAAAUUUGCAAAUUCUUUGCCUAAUAUUGAGCCUGUCGUUCAUAAAUCUCAAAAUGAUACUUUUAAUGAGAUAAAUAGUUUAAAACAAAAUUUCAAUUCAAGAGCAAGCUCAUUAGGUUCAAAGCUACCAUAUGAUUCACACUACAGCUCUUCCAAAGUUCUUUUCUCACAGAACCGAGCUCAGAGCUAUCCAUAUCAACACUCAACAACAUUAAAUGACAAUAAAAACGAUGGAGCAAAAAUUGAAAAACCUUUACUUGAAAUUAACGUGCAAGUUCCUCAAAGUAAUGAACUUCAAGAAAACGAUGCCUUUAAAUCAAGCUCAGGCGAUGAACCACCUCCUCAACCAAUAAGAAGAGCCAGAACUCCUACACCUUCUCCUUUGUUUUUUUCUAAACCUCAUUUCAGAACAGCAAAAGCUACAAGCAAAGAAAAAUCACCUACUUUCAGCGAAACUUCUUUAACUCGAACGAGGUUUCCUUCUAUUUUAGAUCCUUUAGCCCCAGCUCCACAAAAUCGAGAUCUACUUUCAAUUCCUCAGAAUACUUAUCAUUCAAAUUUAUCUUCUUCAAGCAAUCUAAGUCUAUCCCCCCCUGUUACUUCAACCAGUUCACCUAGAGUAUCACCUCCCAAACCUUUUCUUUCGCAUAGAAAUUUUUCCAGCUCUAAUGAAAGUCUUAAUACUUUGAAACCACAUUCAUCUGUGUCGUCUCCUUAUUCAUCUAGAGCAUAUCAAUCAAGAGAUUUUCGUGUUCCAACUUCAGAUUCUCACUUUUUGAGGACCUCAAAUAGCCUACCACAAAUUAAACCCGAUAAUACAUUAUCAUUUAAUUCUAAACCUGAUUAUCUAAACUACAAUAAAAAAACUUUAAUGCAACUGAAAUCUGAUUCUACGCUCAGUCAUGAAAAAAAUCCUGCUAGUAUUAUUAAUAUUCUCAAUACCGAUAAAGAUGAAGGUUUUGGGAAUCUUAAAAAAAGAAAAUCUUCUGAAGAUAUAAAUGCCAAAGAGCCUGAAAAAGUUUCAUACAAUAAUCCCAUGCCUACUGCUUACGAUACUAGACAGAAGUUGAGUGAAAGCAACAUCAACAAAGUUAUAUCACUUCCUCCUUACAAUCUGCCUUCGCAACAAACUCAAUAUGGGAGAAAAGUUACUUUGCCUUCUAUCAAUGAACUAAAUCAUUCACUAACAAACGAUACAGAGGGACAGGUCAGAAGCUCUUUGAUAGAAAUACAUAAGAAAAAUGAUGGAAAAAUAUCUUCCUUAGUGUCAAAUUUUACAUCUAACUCUAUAUUUUCAAAUAAUUCAUCAAUCAGCUCUGUUGGAUCAUCAAUUGGUAGUUUCAGUAUGUUUACAGGACAAGAUCAUAACAAAAUACCAUUUUCUAACCAGGGAGGCUCACUUACUCGAUUACCACCAGUUACAAACUUGAUUUUUCAAUCAAAUCAUAACGAGCAACCUGAGAAAUACGACAAAGAUGCUAAUGCUGAAAGUGCUAGAAAAGUCCCAAUUUCCUCGAUUAUUGACUCGAAUUCAGAGCAAACUCAUGAACAAGACAAAAGAAGAAAAAUUAAUGAAUGA